This is a messenger RNA of Stegodyphus dumicola, 712 nucleotides long. Its product is annotated as neprilysin-2-like. Gene Ontology annotation, molecular function: metalloendopeptidase activity. The record is from RefSeq and is a predicted model, not a curated record. Gene Ontology annotation, cellular component: plasma membrane. NCBI's taxonomy places the organism in Eukaryota, Metazoa, Arthropoda, Arachnida, Araneae, Eresidae. Gene Ontology annotation, biological process: protein processing.
AAUUUUCUGCUGGAAUUUUACAGGAUCCUUUAUUCAGCAAUGAUAGACCACAAUAUUUGAACUUUCCUGCCAUAGGCAACGUAAUUGGUCAUGAAAUUGUACAUGGAUUUGAUGACUUAGGUCGACAGUUUGAUAAAAAUGGUAACAAUAUUAACUGGUGGGACCAGGAAACAGACAAGAGUUUCAGACAAAAAGCUCAGUGUAUCAUAGACCAAUACAACAAUUAUACUGUUGGAAAUGGAGUAAAGAUAAAUGGCGUUCACACCCUAGGAGAAAAUAUGGCUGACAUUGGUGGUAUGAAAGUCGCUUAUAAGGCCUAUCAGUCGUGGGCAAGCGAUUAUGGAAUCGAGCCAAGUUUACCGGGGUUGAAUUACACCCCAAAACAGCUGUUUUGGAUAAGUGCAGCAAAUGUUAUGUGCAGUAAAUUCAGACCGGAAUUUCUAAUGGCAUUCAGUACGCUUGGGAUAGGAACACCAGCAAUGUUUCGAGUGAUAGGACCUAUGUCUAACCUACCAGAAUUUGCCGAAGAUUUUGGGUGCUCUCCAGAUUCAUCAAUGGUUAGAGAAAACAAAUGCGAAGUUUGGAAGAAAAUUAAACCGAAAUUUUCAAAUUUGAAGAAUAGAUUUUAUUAGUAUAUUACUAUUAUUUUGCUGGUAUUGUUUAAGCAAACGUUGCAUAUAUAUUGCAAGCUAAAUUUUAAAUGUUCUACAAU